Molecule: messenger RNA, 2563 nt
Organism: Lynx canadensis (Canada lynx)
Lineage: Eukaryota; Metazoa; Chordata; Mammalia; Carnivora; Felidae
Gene: NUMBL
Product: NUMB like endocytic adaptor protein
Exons: 9
Coding region: 100-1764 (554 amino acids)
Source: RefSeq, a predicted model, not a curated record
GGCGGACCCAAGAGGCCUGAGCAGCGUUUGCCCCCAGCCCCCUGUGGGGCCCUGGGGCCCCCCGAAACCUCCAGGACGGAGCCAGAAGGGGCGGGCACCAUGAACAAGUUACGGCAGAGCCUGCGGCGGCGGAAACCAGCCUACGUGCCGGAGGCGUCGCGCCCCCACCAGUGGCAGGCAGACGAGGAUGCCGUGCGCAAGGGCACUUGCAGCUUCCCAGUCAGGUACCUGGGCCACGUGGAGGUGGAGGAGUCCCGGGGGAUGCACGUGUGUGAAGACGCUGUGAAGAAGCUGAAGGCGAUGGGCCGGAAGUCCGUGAAGUCCGUCCUUUGGGUGUCAGCCGAUGGGCUCCGAGUGGUGGAUGACAAGACCAAGGACCUGCUGGUAGACCAGACCAUCGAAAAGGUCUCCUUUUGUGCCCCUGACCGCAACCUGGACAAGGCUUUCUCCUACAUCUGCCGUGACGGUACCACCCGCCGAUGGAUCUGCCACUGUUUCCUGGCACUCAAGGACUCUGGCGAGAGGCUGAGCCACGCGGUGGGCUGUGCCUUCGCCGCCUGCCUGGAGCGGAAACAGCGGCGGGAGAAGGAAUGCGGGGUGACGGCCGCCUUCGAUGCCAGCCGCACCAGCUUCGCCCGCGAGGGCUCCUUCCGCCUGUCGGGCGGCGGGCGGCCCGCUGAGCGAGAGGCCCCCGAGAAAAAGAAAGCAGAGGCAGCAGCUGCCCCAUCUGCGGCUCCUGGCCCUGCCCAGCCUGGGCAUGUGUCCCCGACGCCGGCCACCACAUCCCCUGGGGAGAAGGGUGAGGCGGGCACCCCGGUGGCCGCAGGCACCAGUGCAGCUGCCAUCCCCCGACGCCACGCCCCCCUGGAGCAGCUGGUUCGCCAGGGUUCCUUCCGCGGGUUCCCAGCACUCAGCCAGAAGAACUCACCUUUCAAACGGCAGCUGAGCCUACGGCUGAAUGAGCUGCCGUCCACACUGCAGCGCCGCACUGACUUCCAGGUGAAGGGCACAGUGCCUGAGAUGGAGCCCCCUGGAGCCAGUGACAGCGACGGCAUCAAUGCUCUGUGCACACAGAUCAGCUCGUCUUUCGCCAGUGCUGGAGCACCCGCACCCGGGCCACCACCAGCCUCAGCAGGGACUUCUGCCUGGGGUGAGUCCUCCGUGCCCCCUGCAGCGGCCUUCCAGCCCGGGCACAAGCGAACCCCUUCGGAGGCCGAGAGGUGGCUAGAGGAGGUGUCCCAGGUGGCCAAAGCGCAGCAGCAGCAGCAGCAGCAGCAGCAAGCGGCCUCAGUGCCCCCUGUGGCCCCUGCCCUGCAGCCCUUUCCCGCCCCCGUGGGGCCCUUCGACGCUACACCUGCACAGGUGGCCGUGUUCCUGCCACCCCCACACAUGCAGCCCCCUUUUGUGCCCGCCUACCCGGGCCUGGGCUACCCACCCAUGCCCCGGGUGCCCGUGGUGGGCAUCACACCCUCACAGAUGGUGGCCAAUGCCUUCUGCUCAGCCGCCCAGCUCCAGCCCCAGCCAGCCACCCUGCUCGGGAAAGCCGGGGCCUUCCCACCCCCGGCCAUGCCCACUGCCCCGGGGGGCCAGGUCCGCCCACGCCCCAAUGGGGCACCCUGGCCCCCAGAGCCAGCACCUGCCCCGGCCCCUGAAUUGGACCCCUUUGAGGCUCAGUGGGCAGCGUUAGAAGGCAAACCUGCUGUAGAGAAGCCUUCCAACCCCUUCUCGGGCGACCUGCAGAAGACUUUCGAGAUUGAACUGUAGCCCGAGCUGCCCUGCCCACCCCAGCAUCUCCAGGUGCCCACACCUGGGAAUGGAGGCCCAACCUCUCCCUAGUCCCGCUCCCUGGGGCUACGCCCCACCCCCCAACACCCCUUCUAACCGCCCCCCCCCGGAACCACCCCCCACAACCACUACAGAACCGACAUUGUAACGCCCAGGUUGUGACAGGAUGGGAUUCGGGGACGGACCAGCCUGGCUAAGGGACCCAUUUCACUGCCAGACUUAGGCUGGUGGUGCCCUUCCCCCCCUUCCCCCAAACCCCAGACACAGCGGGAUGGCCACCGUCCCACUGAGUGCCCUCGGUUCAAGCUACAUCUCCCAGUUUCUGUUGUUGACCUUCGACCUUUCAGUGUUGGGUGGGAUGGAAAAGGGAGGCCCACUUAGGGGCUCUUCUGGACCCCACAGGAGUGCCCACCCCAAGUCUGGCCGUCCCCUUCCAGACACAGCACAAGCAAAGGGCUUCCCUCUGCCCACCUGCUGCGUUCACUGCCAAUGCUGUGCUCACCCCUAUCAUCCCUCUCCCCCACUCGGGGGCCCACAUCUUCCUUGGGCCAAGGUCUCGUGGGGGCAGGGGCCAAGUUGGGGGCCCAGGAGUUGGGGUGGGGGGAAGAGGAAGGAGAUGCUCAGUUACCUCACGUCAGUGCCCGCUGGGGAAGGGCCCGGGAAGAAGGGGGGGUGCCUGGCGGGUACUUUUCUAUCUUUUAUUUCCAGAUUUUUUUGUAUCUAAACUCACAGAUUUGUAUUAUACAAGGACAGCCAAUAAAGGAAGACUAUAAUGGUG